AUGUGGAAAGCAUUAAAAGGGAGUGAAACAGGAUUAGGAUGGGAUCCCAUAAAAGGCACAGUUAUUGCUCCUGAUGAAUGGUGGAACAAAAAAAUUAAGGAAAAUUCAAAUUUUACAAGAUUUCGAGAGAAAGGAAUUAGACAAGAGCUUUAUGAAAACUAUCGAGAAUUAUUUCUAGGAACUGUGGCUACUGGAGAAUUUGCAUAUGCACCAUCAUCUGGAGUUUUACCUAAUGAAACUCAGGAGAGGCAACAAUUUAAUACCGCAGAUCAUGUUGAGGAGAAUAUUAAUGCAGAAUCUAAUUUUGAUGAUGAUUUAGAUGAAAUGAUGAACGCUGGUUUUGGAUCUGAAGGUUCAUUCAGUCAAGCAGUAAGUGAAAAUGUGGGUUUAGAGAAUACAAAAAAUGAUAAUAGUCAACAUAAUGUGCAAAAACAAAAGAGGAAAGAGUUGUCUAAUGACCCUGCAAUAAAGAAAAAAAAGGAUAAUAAGGGCGAAAAGGUUUCAGGCGCUACACAGAUGACUGAUACAGUUAAAGAGCUAAAAGAAACUAUAAAAGAGACCAUGGAGCCUAAGACUGCAACUAUGUGUAGUCUUUUGGGAGAUUGCCCAGGUUGUUCUAUUGAAGAAGUUAUGAAAGAUGUAUUAACUUUGCCAUUUAUAGAGAAAGGAAGCAAUAUUCAUUUUUUUUGCACACUGUUACUUGAUCAAAAGUCAAAAAGAGAGAUGUACAAUACUCUCAAAGAUGUAGAAACAAAGUGGAAAUGGCUUCAAUUUCAUUUCUCAUUAUGGACUAAUGGUGUGUGGAAGCCUUCUACUUAG
Messenger RNA from Hevea brasiliensis (rubber tree), 819 nucleotides. RefSeq lists its product as uncharacterized. Bases 1 to 819 code for a protein of 272 amino acids. NCBI's taxonomy places the organism in Eukaryota, Viridiplantae, Streptophyta, Magnoliopsida, Malpighiales, Euphorbiaceae. The record is from RefSeq and is a predicted model, not a curated record. The transcript is spliced from 2 exons.